UAGACUAGAUUUUUUUGUAGCCAGUAUCGCUCUCUUUCUCUUCUUAUCCUCCAAACUUUUUGGUAACUACAUAUCUAGAUAUUUUUUUCAUCCAACCUUUUCAAUCAAAAUAAGUUCAACAAAACUUGAGUUUCAGCCAUGGCGUGUUCUCCAAACCCAAUCUCUGCACUUUCUUUCGCCAACCCAUCACUGCCCAAAAGGCCUUCUUCAUCUUCUUCUUUCUCUACUCUAAACGCUAAAGCCAUCGCUAAAGAAAUUUACUUCAACCAAGAUGGUUCUACAAGAAAGAAGCUUCAGGCAGGUGUGGACAUGGUGGCAGGGUUGCUUGGGGUGACAUUGGGUCCAAAGGGCAGGAAUGUUGUGCUUCAGAAUAGGUAUGGACCUCCCAAGAUCGUUAAUGAUGGUGAGACUGUUCUCAAAGAGAUUGAGUUGGAAGAUCCGGUGGAGAAUGUUGGAGUGAAACUGGUGAGGCAAGCUGGGGCAAAGACAAAUGACCUUGCUGGUGACGGUUCCACCACAUCUAUAAUACUUGCUCAAGGUCUCAUUGCCGAGGGUGUAAAGGUUAUUUCAGCUGGUAUGAACCCGGUUCAAAUUGCUCGUGGGAUUGACAAGACUGCGGCAGCCCUUGUUUCUGAACUCAAAAAGAUGUCCAGAGAGGUUGAGGAUCAUGAGCUUGCACAUGUGGCUGCAGUGAGCGCGGGGAAUGAUUACACAGUUGGGAACAUGAUUUCUGAUGCUCUUCACCAAGUAGGAAAAAGGGGUGUUGUCACAAUUGAGAAAGGGAAGUGCACAGAGAACAGCCUGCAAGUUGUGGAAGGAAUGCAGUUCGACCGCGGGUACUUGUCGCCUUACUUUGUCACCGAUCGACACAAGAUGGCCGUAGAGUUUCAUAACUGCAAGUUGCUUUUGGUCGACAAGAAAAUUGCAGAUGCGAAGGAGAUGUUUAGGAUUUUGGACAGUGCAGUAAAAGAGGAGUAUCCAAUUGUGAUAGUUGCAGAAGGUAUUGAGCAGGAAGCUCUAGCUCCAGUUAUUAGAAAUAAGCUCAAAGGUGUGAUCAAGGCAGCUGCCAUUAAGGCUCCAGCCUUUGGCGAGCGCAAGAGUCAUUACUUGGAUGACAUUGCCAUCUUAACUGGAGGCACUGUAAUCAGAGAUGAGAUGGGAUUGACUCUUGAAAAGGCUGGCAAGGAGGUAUUGGGCACAGCCACAAAGGUUGUGAUAACUAAAGAUUCUACACUGAUUGUUACUGAUGGAAGCACCAGGGAAGCAGUUGAAAAGAGGGUUACUCAAAUCCGGAGGCUCGUUGAGAACACUGAAGAGAAAUUUCCAAAGAAGAUCCUCAAUGAAAGAAUAGCAAGGUUAUCAGGGGGAAUUGCUAUUCUUCAGGUAGGAGCCCAAACACAAGUUGAGUUAAAGGAUAAACAACUUAGAAUUGAAGAUGCUUUGAAUGCAACAAAGGCUGCAAUAGAGGAAGGUGUUGUAGUUGGUGGUGGCUGCAGUCUUUUGAGGCUAUCAACAAAGGUGGAUGGUAUCAAACAAGUCUUGGAUAACGAUGAACAACGGAUUGGAGCUGAGAUCUUCAAAAGAGCUUUGAGUUAUCCAGUGAAACUAAUAGCCAAAAAUGCUGGUGCAAAUGGCAAUGUUGUUGUGGAGAAGAUUCUAGCAAGCGAUGACACCGGGUUUGGAUACAAUGCUGCAAAAGAUUGUUAUGAGGAUCUGAUGAAAGCCGGGAUCAUGGAUCCAUCAAAGGUAGUUAGAUGUUGUUUGGAGCAUGCAGCCUCCGUGGCCAAAACCUUUCUAACAUCCGACGCUGUUGUAGUCGAAAUUAAAGAACCACCGUCCAUUCUAAGGAGACUGCGAACACCAAUGCAAAUGCCGAUGCCGAUGCCACCACAAAUGCCGAUGCCGAUGCCACCGCAAAUGCCGAUGCCAAUGCCAAUGCCACCGCAAAUGCCGAUGCCAACUCAAACGCCAAUGAAAAGGCCAGUGCCAAUGCGAACUCCAGGUUUUGGACCUAUCGGUUUGUAAGAUGGCGGAUGGAUUCAGAUGGCUAUACUUGUUCAAAUUUCAAACCAUGCUUCCAAUUUGCACCCGCCAUUGUAAAUGUCAAAAGGGCUCUUACAAAAGUAAUGAGAAAAACAUUAAAAAAAAAAAAAAUGCAUUCAAUCUAAGAAAGUCGGAAUCCUCUGAAAUUUUUGCAUUGAGGAGAGAGAAUACCAUUUUGAUCGGGGUUUCUCUUGAAGGGCAAGUGUCUUCUGACAAUGUAAAUACUACAAUUUACACAGGAGCUACCAUAUGUCUGCCAUCCAAGAUUACAAGUUAUGGUUUGCUUGUCCUUGUACUCUAAUCAUAUAAUCUUAAGUUCUUCUCCUUCUUGUUCUUCUUCUUCU
Molecule: messenger RNA, 2387 nt
Organism: Morus notabilis
Lineage: Eukaryota; Viridiplantae; Streptophyta; Magnoliopsida; Rosales; Moraceae
Product: chaperonin 60 subunit beta 4, chloroplastic
Exons: 14
Coding region: 139-2025 (628 amino acids)
Biological process (GO): protein refolding
Cellular component (GO): chloroplast stroma
Molecular function (GO): ATP-dependent protein folding chaperone; ATP binding
Source: RefSeq, a predicted model, not a curated record